Molecule: messenger RNA, 3762 nt
Organism: Fusarium oxysporum Fo47
Lineage: Eukaryota; Fungi; Ascomycota; Sordariomycetes; Hypocreales; Nectriaceae
Exons: 8
Coding region: 1-3762 (1253 amino acids)
Cellular component (GO): kinetochore
Molecular function (GO): nucleic acid binding
Source: RefSeq, a predicted model, not a curated record
AUGACUCGCGUACCCGAGAUGAGCGUCCUGACCGCGGGGACUCAUUUUACCGUGGGAGAUCUCCAGUCUCAAGGCCACGACCGCCGCGACCGCCGCCGGUCUCGCUCUCCAGCCACUGUCGACCGCUACGAACCUAGACCCCGACGAGACGACCGGGACCGUGAUGACAGGCGUCGCAUGCAGUCGCCACCUGCCAAUAUUGACCGAUACGUACCUGGCCAGGAUUCCGGGUCAACUAAUCCAACUGUUAACCCCCUCCCCGACCCUGCCAAGCUCCAUUACCAAGUUGGCUUCUCCUACUUUGGAGAAUGGUGGAGAAUGAACGAGAAGAUCAAGGAGGAGAAAGAGCGAAUGCGUACUGGUCGACGCCGUGAACCGGAACGGGCUCGCGGCCCAGAAGAUCGCGAAAAGGAGAAAGCCAGGAUUCAAGCUGCCUAUGAUGCGUAUAAAGAAGAACUCCAAGCCAAGAUGGCACGGACAUUUGUUUCUGAACAUAAGAAAGAGCAAUGGUUCAAGGAGCGAUAUGUUCCGGAAAUUCGUGAUGAUUUCAGAGGAAAGCUGAACGAAUACCGACGCGGUGCUUACAGCCAGUGGGAGCAAGAUCUUGAAUCGGGUACUUUUGAUGACUUUUCUCUUGAGGGUCUUCCCAAGAGUGAGAGCAACGGCAGUGGCGGUGUAGUUGAAAAGGAAGAGGGAGAGGCUACAGCCACAAACGAGAUCCUGGGUGUUGGAGAUCUGGUUCCAGUCAAUGGUGCUGACAUCCGCGACGAGAGCCAGUUCCAGCCAACUCUCUUGAUCAAGACCAUCGCCCCGCAUGUUAGCCGCCAGAACCUCGAGGCCUUUUGUAAGGAGCAUCUCGGCGAGGAGGAAGGUGGCUUCAAGUGGCUUUCUUUAUCUGAUCCCAACCCCAGUAAGCGGUACCACCGUAUUGGUUGGGUCAUGCUUCACCCCUCAUCCGAAACAGCACUCCCCGUAGACCGCGUUGAACCUAAGGAUGAGGAUGGCGAUGAGGCGAUAACAUCUCCUCAGCCGGCAUCUACUGCCGAUAAGGCUCUGGAGGCCAUCAACGGUAAGACUGUCAAAGAUGAGGUCAGAGGAGACUUUGUUUGCCACGUUGGAGUCCACAACCCACCUGUCCAUCCCCGAAAGAAGGCCCUGUGGGAUCUCUUCUCCGCUCCUGAGCGCAUCGAUAAGGACCUCUUGCUUGUCCAGCGAAUUGUCAACAAGUUUGAGGAAGAAUUCGGGUCCGAUUUUCAAGCCACUCUGAAAAUUGAAGAAAAGGUCGAAGACCUGAGAAACGCGGGUCAGCUUCAACCGGCUGUGGUUCCAACCCCUGUCAAGAAGGUCAAGAAAAUCAGAGAAGUGGGAAUGGACGAAGCUAUGGACGAGGAAGAAGAUGGCGUCAUUGAAAUUGAGGAAGAAGAGGAGGAGGAGGAGGGGGCCGUAGAAGAUGAAGAAGUUGACGACGAGGAUCUUUUGGUCAAGAAGAAGCAACUUGAUCUUUUGAUUGAAUAUUUGCGCCGCGUCUUCAACUUUUGCUUCUUUUGUGUUUUCGAAAGUGAUUCAAUUCACGAACUUACACGAAAAUGCCCUGGUGGUCAUUUGCGCAGACCUCGCAGCACACUUUCGUCUGCCGCAAAAGCUGUUGCUAGAGCCAGCGCCAAUGGAGAACCAUUCCCAGGCAAGAAGAGGGGCGAAGGGGCAGAAGAGAAUGAGGGCGAGCUUACUGAAGGUGAAAAGAAGUUUCGAAACGCCUCAAACAAGACGGAGCAGCAACUCCUUCGGGCGUUUAACUGGGUUAAGACUUUCGAAGAUAAGCUUACCCAGAUUCUGGACCCUCAAUCUGUCGAUAUUCGAAAGCUGGGUGGCCGACCUGCUGAUGAGGCUGUCGAUGAAGAGCUUCUCAAACAUGUGAAGCAGGAGGAUGAACACAAAUGGCGGUGCAAAGCUCCCGAGUGCUCCAAGUUGUUCAAGGAAGAGCAUUUUUGGCGUAAGCACGUUGAGAAGCGCCACGGUGAUUGGCUUGAUAACCUGAGGCAAGAGUUUGAACUCAUAAACUCAUAUGUGAUGGACCCCUCUCACAUUGCACCCUCAAGAACCGACGCAAACUCAAAUGGUCACUUCCCACCUUCCAAUGGCCAAUCCAGCAGUGGAACACCACGAGGCUUCAACCUGCAGAACUUUACCAUGAACGGUAUGAUGGGAGGAGGGAUGCCUGGCUUCCCCAUGGCUCCAGGCAACUUCUCGCCUAUGUUUGCAAACAUGCAAUCCGGAAGCUGGAACCCUAUGGACGAACGCUCUGGUGGAGGACCUAUCCGUCGUGGAGGAAUGGGUGGCGGACGAGGUCAAUACCGUUCUGGACCUUAUGAUCGUCGAGGCGGCAACCGUUUUGACGGUGGUCGUAACCGCAACGGCGGGUCACGCUGGGGUGACGGCGCUGGAGGUGCUGCGGGCGGGCCUCGGGAGGCAGUCCAGGGCCGAAGCCUUAAGAGUUAUGAGGAUUUGGACCAGGUUUCGGGUGGUGGAAGUGGUCCCAAGAAACGGAGAAGAUUCUUAGAAGGCGGUUGCAGUUAUGCACAUAAUCCUGCAGGCCUGAAUGAAAGUGAGAUUGCCUUAGUGGAAGAGCCUGCCCCAAUGGAAGUUUUUAAAGAUUCUCCCUCUAGCAUGUUCAUUGAACUCUUGCAUGCGCUAACCAACUACAGUCGACGGAAGAUCAACAAGGAUCCAAACAACACAAAAUGGACUAAAGAUACGAAUACCUUCGGCCAGAAGAUCCUGCGAGCUCAAGGCUGGCAACCGGGCCAGUUCCUCGGAGCACAAGAUGCGCCGCACUCGGAAUUGCACACGGCCGCCAACGCCUCAUACAUUCGCGUGGUUCUUAAGGAUGACAUGAAGGGAUUGGGCUUCAGCAAGUCGAAAGAGGAUGAAGUUACUGGUCUAGAUGUCUUUCAAGAUCUGCUCAGUCGACUCAACGGAAAGACGGAUGAUGCCAUCGAGGAGGAUCAACAAGCGCGACUCGCUGUGAAGACGCACCACUUUGUUGAGCAACGAUACGGAGCCAUGAAGUUCGUCUACGGUGGUCUACUGGUGGGCGAUGAGAUGAAGGAAGUGGAAGAGAAGAAGGCCGACCAGCAAACAGAGUCAAACUCCGACGAGGACGUUGUCAUGGAAUCCGCCCCUGCACCGAAAGAAUCCAAAAAGGAGAGGAAGUCUAAGAAGAGAAAGGCAACCGACGACGAGGAUGAGGAGGAAAGUUCAAGUCGAGAAACCGAUUUAAAGAGCAAGAAAAGACGCAAGGAAGAGCGAAAAGUAAAGGACGGCGAUAUUGACGACGCCAGGGCCAAGAAGAAGAAAGAGAAAAAAGACAAGAAAGAGAAGUCCCGCAAAAAGUCCACAGAGGACAUCUCAGACGACGAGAAUGUCGAAGAGCGCUCAAAGAAGCGGAAGUCCAAGUCCAAGGAUAAGAGUCGGUCCCCUGAGGGCUCAGACGAAGAAAAGGUGAAGGACAAGAAGUCUAAAAAAGAUAAGAAAGAUAAGAAGAAGCGCAAGAAGGAGGAGCAAGCAUCCGAAUCAACCAGCACAUCAGCCACACAGAACUCUACGCCCACGGCUUCGGUCCCUGGGACAGGAGCCACAACACCAUCUGGCACAUCGACACCUAGAGGGAGCAGGAAUUUUGUGCGGUCACGAUUUAUUGCGCAAAAGAGACAGGCUGUGCUUGACACCAAGGCACUGAACCAGAUUUUCAUGGUCAAAGCAUAG